Fraxinus pennsylvanica is the source of this 522-nucleotide messenger RNA. The record is from the annotation of a GenBank genome assembly. Lineage: Eukaryota; Viridiplantae; Streptophyta; Magnoliopsida; Lamiales; Oleaceae.
AUGAUUUUCACUUUUCAGAUCCAGUUGAGGGGUUCAGUUUAUUCAGAAAGUUCAAAAUCCAAAGCUAUAAAUGAAGGACCUGACCAGCACGGAGAUGAUUUUUUACGUGGAAAGAAGGAAUAUCACCGGCAACUGGAGAGGGAUGCACAUUUCCGUAGGAAGCAUAAUAUUCAUGUUUCUGGGAGCAAUGUCCCAUCACCUCUUCAGAAUUUUGCAGAGUUGAGAUCAAGCCCUUUCUGUAUCUCUUGCCUUCCGCUUAGGGAUGCACAUUUCCGUAAGAAGCAUAAUAUUCAUGUUUCUGGGAGCAAUAUCCCAUCACCUCUUCAGAAUUUUGCAGAGUUGAGAUCAAGAUAUAGCUGCAGAUCAUAUUUGUUGCCCAGUUUGGCUGCACUGGGAUUUAAAGAACCAACACCAAUCCGAAGGCAGGCUAUUCCAGUCUUAUUAUCUGGAAGGGAGUGUUUUGCAUGUGCACCAACUGCUUCUGGCAAAACCUUUGCUUUUGUCUGUCCAAAGGGAAGGUAG